AUGCCCAAUAAGCACUGGCUCCGAAAGCCCCCAGCUGUCUGGGACAAAGACGGAACCACGCCGGAGCUGCGUAGGCAGGUCGCCGGACGCUUAGAGCGCUGGCACGACAUGUGGAGAACAGCAAAAGAGGCCUUAGAGUACACACAAAAGGGCAACGCCUGGUGGUACAAUACGAAGAGGUCAGAACAACACUUCGCCGAGGGGGACUCAGUCCUCCUGCGGGCCAAGAACCUGAUGACGAGCCGUCCUUCAAAGAAGUUUGACGCUCGCUACCUUGGACCAUUCGUGGUACUCAGGAAGAUAGGAAAGCUGGCGUACAGGCUGAAGCUCCCCCUAUCAAUGGACAGAGUGCACCCGGUGUUCAAUGUAUCAUUACUUGAGCGCUGGAGGGAACCCCUGGAGAACAGCAGGUUUCAGCCAGGUCCUAUCAGUAUACCGGAAGACAUUCUGCCUGGCGACAGGUAUGAGGUCGAAGGUAUACUGUCACACCGAGACACUGUAGCCCAAGGAAGGGAGUACAGAGUCAAGUGGCUGGGUUGGCCCAACGAAGAGGCAACCUGGGAACCACUUGACCAUCUCGACCACUGCGAUGAGAUCCUUCAGGAUUAUCACCAAAGCGUUCGCGCGGGUGAUCCAUCGGCGGGUGACCGGGCAGUGCCCGGGGAACCAACGCUACCAAAGCGUAAGAGAGGACGUCCUAAGAAGUCCGCCUCCUAA
Ascochyta rabiei is the source of this 717-nucleotide messenger RNA. RefSeq lists its product as uncharacterized. NCBI's taxonomy places the organism in Eukaryota, Fungi, Ascomycota, Dothideomycetes, Pleosporales, Didymellaceae. The transcript has a single exon. The record is from RefSeq and is a predicted model, not a curated record. Bases 1 to 717 code for a protein of 238 amino acids.